Molecule: messenger RNA, 1586 nt
Organism: Gossypium raimondii (Peruvian cotton)
Lineage: Eukaryota; Viridiplantae; Streptophyta; Magnoliopsida; Malvales; Malvaceae
Exons: 15
Coding region: 78-1436 (452 amino acids)
Biological process (GO): DNA replication, synthesis of primer
Cellular component (GO): alpha DNA polymerase:primase complex
Source: RefSeq, a predicted model, not a curated record
CUUCUCUUCCCUGUGAACUUUCUCUGCUAUGAAAUUGUGAUAUUGAACGAGAAAUUAGGGUUCAUUUUGAAGCGAAGAUGACGAAAGAGCAAGCUGAUAACGGAAGAGAUGACAUGGUGAUUGAUGGACCUGGGCAAGCAAAUGAUGUGCCUGAUGAAUUUAACGCUAACUAUCUCAGAAUCUACUAUGGGAAGCUAUUUCCUCAUGCUGACAUGUUCAAGUGGAUGUCUUACGGAAAUGAUGGCAAGCAUCCCGGUUGUGACAAAUCCUACUUUGGAAGAAGGGAAUUUUCUUUCACGCUAGAAAAUGACAUUUAUAUCCGAUUCCAGUCUUUCAACAGUGUUACGGAACUGGAAAAUUCCAUCAAAGAAAAGUGUCCAUUCAAGAUAGAUAUCGGGCCUGUCUAUAGCGUUGAUCCUGCCAAGAGGCAUGCUUAUGCGCAAAGUGGCGACAAUGUUUUCACUCCAGUUGAGAGAGAAUUGGUUUUUGAUAUUGAUAUAAGUGAUUAUGAUGAUGUUAGAUAUUGCUGCACGGGAGCAGAUGUUUGUUUGGAAUGCUGGCCUCUAAUGACAAUUGCGAUUAAAGUGAUUGAUACUUCUCUCAGAGAUGACUUUGGCUUUAAUCAUAUUCUAUGGGUAUAUAGUGGUCGACGUGGUGUGCAUUGCUGGGUUUGUGAUGGAAAAGCCAGAAGGCUGACUAAUGAACAAAGGGCGGCUAUUGCUGAUUAUUUCCAUGUAUACAAGGGCAAUGAAAAUGGUCACAAAAAGAUAUCUUUACCUGGUCUUGUUCUUUAUCCUUUCUUGGCGAGAUCCUAUACCGAAGUUCUGAAGGGUUUUUUUGAGGCCAAACUGCUUCCAAACCAAAAUUUACUUGCAUCUGAGGAGAGAUAUGAGAAGAUCCUAGAAAUGAUUCCUGAUGCAUCUGUUGCUUCUGAGCUUAGGAGGAGGUGGCAGGAGAAUAAGCGAGCUUCCAUGUCAAAAGAUGACAUUAAUAUUGUUAGGUGGGAGCAACUAAAAUCUAUCCUGCAAUCGGGUAAACAAAAGAUGCAAGGACUACGGAGAUGUGUUGAAGAGAUUGUCUUUUCAUAUACGUACCCUAGGCUUGAUAUGGAGGUGUCGAAGCACAUGAACCAUUUACUGAAGGCACCAUUCUGUGUACAUCCAAAAACAGGUCGUGUUUGUGUUCCAAUUGACCCAAACAAUUGUGAUGAGUUUGAUCCAACCACAGUGCCGACCCUACCCCAGCUUCUGGAAGAACUGAACAGGGAAGGACCAAGACAAGAUGCUGAGAAUGAAUGGGAUAGAACCUCUCUUGGAGAGUCGGUCACGUUUUUCAGAACAUCAUUUUUACAGCCUCUGCUAAAAUCUUGCAAGGAGGAGAUAGAAAAUUCUUACAAUGCAAAGCUGCAGCAGUCCAAGAAUGCCCUCAGUUGGUAAUGUUUUCUAACCAGUAUCAUCUAAGAAUCCGGUCAUCUUUUGAUGUAUAAUUAUAUGAAUUUGUAUUAUGUUCCAUGUAUGCUUUUAUGCUAUUCAAAACAUGAUACGAUAAUAUAUUUAAUUAAUGCCAGGAGUAAUGUUUCAUUGAAA